ACACUUACUUGUACAGAGUAUAUACCCCCACCCCAACCCACCUUUUACAAUGGAUAUUGCUUCGCUACUAUACAACAACAGCAAUUCUAAUUGUCGGUUCGAGGAUGACGAUGCAUCCGCCAUUCCCCAAUGGAUAAACCCGUUGCCACCUCUACAGAAAAUGGCAACCAACGGCACAUCAUCAUUGCCCAUCGAGCUCAGACCAAGCCGAAGCUACGAAACCAGAGCCACAACACCUGAGUUGCUAAUACCACCACCACCGAUAGCCUUGCUGGACGACAAGCUUCUCAAACGACGGAGCGAAACGAUGCCACCCACAUACUACAGUGGUGGUAAGAGUGCUGCUGCUGCGGUUGACAACGAACGACAUCAGGACCGGAGACAGCGCAACAAAAUGGCCUCUGCAAAAUACCGUGCCAAGAGAAACCAAGAAACAGCCAACAUGCGGCGGACCGUAGAGAUGCUAAAGCGUCAGAACAACAUGCUCCAGCAGCAGCUGAACGAAGCGUACAGCGACAGGAGCAGGAUGAGUGCUCAGCUGGACCGGCUUCAAUACAUUGUCACCCGCGGAAUGAUCGGUGACGACAGCAGCGAUGGUAGUGGUGGUGGUGAUAUGGAGCCAUCUUCUGUUUCAGCUGCGCACGGAAACAAGCAAAAAUACCCUGGUUUCAACAGCAAUUACGCAUGAUAAUCAUAAUCACAAUAAUCUAAAAUAGAAGCCUUCUUGAAAUUACUUAUACUACGCAUUCUUAUUGUACAUAACCUGCACAACGCAAGCAUCCCUUCCUUUUACCUACCUGUAUAGACUACCCAAUCAUAUCUUGUAUUUACUAUUAUUGUUACAAAGCAAGAUCCGUUUACAAACCUAAUCUUGAAUCGGUUUCUGAAUAUGUUUCUUUUUAAGCGGAGCAAAGGCCAUGUUGAAUGGGGUG
Molecule: messenger RNA, 932 nt
Organism: Zychaea mexicana
Lineage: Eukaryota; Fungi; Mucoromycota; Mucoromycetes; Mucorales; Lichtheimiaceae
Exons: 1
Coding region: 50-688 (212 amino acids)
Biological process (GO): regulation of DNA-templated transcription
Molecular function (GO): DNA-binding transcription factor activity
Source: RefSeq, a predicted model, not a curated record